AUGGCGCAAAUGGUGGUUAUGGGUAUGGCUAUGGGAAUGGAUAUGGCUAUGGGAAUGAAUAUGGCUAUGGGAAUGGAUAUGGCCAAGGAAAUGAAUAUGGCAACAGGAAUGGAUAUGGCGACAGGAAUGGAUAUGGCUACGGAAAUGGAUAUGGCUAUGGGAAUGGAUAUGGCUAUGGGUAUCAACCAUAUCUUUCAAACAUUGAUGGCAUUUUGCGGCUUUAGAAAUUUGUUAGAGAGUGGCGCAUAUAAAGCGCUAAAAGAUGCAGGUGCUAGUGCUGCGAUCGGUGGUAUUGCUGGAAUGCUUGGAUAA
Messenger RNA from Cercopithifilaria johnstoni, 312 nucleotides. Lineage: Eukaryota; Metazoa; Nematoda; Chromadorea; Rhabditida; Onchocercidae. The record is from the annotation of a GenBank genome assembly.